Molecule: messenger RNA, 5016 nt
Organism: Uncinocarpus reesii 1704
Lineage: Eukaryota; Fungi; Ascomycota; Eurotiomycetes; Onygenales; Onygenaceae
Exons: 10
Coding region: 1-5016 (1671 amino acids)
Biological process (GO): piecemeal microautophagy of the nucleus; maintenance of cell polarity; exocytosis
Cellular component (GO): nuclear envelope; membrane; cytosol
Molecular function (GO): sterol binding; protein binding
Source: RefSeq, a predicted model, not a curated record
AUGGGAGAGAAACUUGAAGGACACAAGCGCUCUAAAAGUGCUUUGGCACUCUCUAUACUUCACCGCGACAAGUCACGGAGCGAUGACGGCCACGACGACAAACAAUCGAAUCUAGACCCCGGCUCACCGAUAUCGAACUCUCCCUCACCCGUGAACGAGCCACGUCAUUCGUAUUCGGCGUCAAUGAGCUACCUGCGGCCUUCAAGGCGAAAGGCGGAGACGGAUUCUAUGAGCGGCAAGAGUAGCAACAACCCGCCCUGCGACAACGCGGACGCCACAGAUUCGAAAGACGAGCUUGAGAUGAACCCCGUUAAUGCCCCGCCGAGCGGUAGUCUGACGAUAGACCAAUCCGUGCGAACGUUUCGGUUGUUUGAAAUCUUGCGUGACGGCGACACAACUGCAAUUUCGAAGGCGAUCAAAGAGUGUCGGGAAUCUGGACAAAGCAGCACGGCUUUGGGGACAACUAUUCUUCACCUGGCAAUUCAAUGCGCGGAGCCCCAGGUGGUAGAGUACGUAUUGUCGAAUGGGGAUGUUGACAUAAAUGCUAGGGAUCGUGAUGGGAAUACUCCCCUCCAUCUGGCUGCGCAGUUGGGAAGGUUAUCCAUCGUUAAAGAAUUGUUGGAUCGUCCGAAUAUCAACGAUGCCAUUACGAACUACCGCAGCCAGAUACCACUUGACCUCGCUCGUACGCCCGAUAUCUUCCAACAGCUCCAGCUCUCCCGAUCGCUAUUUGUGGAUGCAAAGACUCGGGAGAUCCAGAGCCUAGUAGCCCAAGGUGGCUACGACAAACUAGAGCGACUGUUGGGCGAGCCGCGCGUUCAAGGCACGGUUGAUGUGAAUAACCUGGAGCUUGUGGUAGAUCAUCCCUUCCGGCGCGAUAGGAAAGGAAAGCUACCACAAGAUGUCACCAAGGACGAUAGGACGAAAGCGAUCGUGAAAAGAUCACCAGCCGCUGUAAUGGCUCAGCGAGGCAUCCAGGAAAAGUCAAUCUUAGGAAAUAACCCUAGUCAAGGAGAUGAUGCCGGCUCCGCGUGCCGUGGUGCUAUCAAUAUGCGUAUCGCGAGACUUAACAUGGAUCCCCAGGACAAAACUCGUUUUGAGAUACAAGGGAAAUCUUCAGUCAAGUAUCAUUUGAAGGCUAACCACGUCGUGGAGGCCAAACGGUGGUUUUGGGCGCUGAAUAACGCCAUCCAAUGGUCAAAAGAUGAAGCCAAGGAAGAUGAUAGGCGACGUACAAGGGAUGCUGAGGCUCUGCGCCAGGCAAAAAUUGACCAAUUUGGACAGGCUGAUAGUCAAACAGAUGCCGCAAGUUUCACGAGUGGCAAGGGCAACGGAAGAUCCCUAGCUCCCCCAUCACUAGGCCCAACACCCAGCGGGUCAAAACUAAGUCUCCAGGUCUCGAGAGGCGCUUCCGAAAGCGGAGCUGGGGAGGAAGAAGCGUCUGUUUCUGGUACACUUGAGCCUACAUAUUCGCAUCAGGGUAUCGAUCGUAUUGUGAGUCACGUCACCUUGACUGCUGAAGGAGAUGGGGAAGAGGACGAUUAUGGCGAUUACGACAGUAGCCGAGAAAUCAAACCAUCAAACAAGGACGCCUUCAACAUUACUGCCCAGUCGGUUAAACUGCAACUGGAUCUUUUGGGAACUGUGUCAACCGCUCUCCAAGCGGAAAAGAACAAAAACCCAACCCUUCCGAUUUCGGAUCCGUCCGUUUCUCAAGCCCUGAGCACCUACGAAGGAGCGGUUAGCAAUUUGAAUUCCCUCGUGCUAGACUUACUCAAGAUAUCAAAGGAUCGCGAUGCAUACUGGCAAUAUCGGUUGGAACGAGAAGCGGAUGCGCGAAAAAUGUGGGAGGAUAGCAUGGCUCGAGUCGCAAAAGAGCAUGAAGAGCUUCAGAACCGGAUGGGCGAGUCUGAAGACAAACGUAAGCGGACCAAAAAGGCUUUGAAAGAAGCCCUGGAGAAUGCGUCCGCGGCCACUAGUCUAGGGCCUUCCCAUGUACAGAUAUCAGAUGCCGUGGAGGUUGUCAAGGAGUUGAGCUUGGACAAAGAAGCUACUGAGGCCAAGCUUAGCAGUUUUGCACUGUCACGGAGAAAAUCAAUUUUGGAAGAGAUAACCGCACUGUCCGAGAACGAGUCGGAGGAGGAAGACGAAUUUUUCGAUGCAGUCGAUGCAGGUGAAGUGGAAGUGGUAAUUCCUUCAAAGCCGGAGGAGGUACCUGCAAGUGAAUCCGACAUUCGAGCAUUAAAACAGUUAGAAAUCGAGCCGGCUUUCAAAGGAUACGAGGAUCCUAUAAGAACCCGUCUAAAAAUGGAUUACGAUAAUCGACCGAAAAUUUCACUUUGGGCUAUUCUUAAAUCAAUGAUCGGAAAAGAUAUGACUAAAAUGACUCUUCCGGUGUCGUUCAACGAGCCUACAUCGUUGCUUCAGCGUGUAGCAGAAGACAUGGAAUAUACUGACCUUCUCGACAUCGCUGCCGAUCGUGCGGAUUCCUUAGAGCGUAUGAUAUACGUUGCCGCGUUCGCAGCUAGUGAAUAUGCAUCUACAAUUGGCCGUGUUGCAAAGCCGUUCAACCCAUUGCUCGGAGAAACCUACGAAUAUGUACGACCAGACAAAGGGUUUCGUUUCUUCGUUGAGCAAGUCAGUCACCACCCUCCGAUCGGUGCUGCAUAUGCAGAGUCGACCAAGUGGGAUUAUUAUGGUGAAUCGGCUGUGAAAUCAAAAUUCUAUGGAAAAUCAUUUGAUAUCAAUCCGUUGGGUACCUGGUUUUUAAGAUUGCGUCCUGUUACUGGCGGCGAAGAGCUUUAUACUUGGAAGAAGGUCACAUCGUCCGUUAUCGGGAUCAUCACCGGGAAUCCAACAGUAGACAACUACGGUCCAAUGACGAUCAAAAAUUGGACAACGGGUGAAGUCUGCAAUCUCGAUUUCAAACCACGGGGCUGGACGGCCUCGUCUGCCUACCAGGUGUCGGGGAGAGUUCUCGAUCGCGACGGUGUUCCAAAAUGGAGUAUCGGCGGGCGAUGGAAUGACAAGAUCUAUGCCCGCCAUACACCGGGGUACCAGGAAACGGUGUCAGCACCGCAAGAUGAAACUCCCCAGAGCCCGGAUUCUUCUCAAGCGUUCUUAGUCUGGCAGGCUAAUCCCCGACCCAGCGGGAUCCCUUUCAAUCUUACCCCUUUUGUCCUUACUCUGAACGCCAUACCUGAAACCCUGAGGCCAUUCUUACCUCCAACGGACACUCGCCUACGGCCAGAUCAGCGUGCCAUGGAAGACGGUGAAUAUGACUUUGCUGCAACUGAAAAACAUCGUGUUGAGGAGAAGCAGCGAGCCAAACGUCGAGAACGCGACUCCAAGGGUGAGGAAUUCAUCCCAAAAUGGUUCAGCAAGGGCAAGUGGCGCGAUUUUCCGAAUCCUCUCUUGAAUUUCGUUGCAACAAAAGCGGGCGAACGCCGCACGGCUCCAACACUCAACGUCCAGCGCUCGAUAACCAUGGCGGUUGAAUUCACCUGUCAAAGAUGUGCACAGGCACUCCGCCUUGGACUUAGAAACCGUGUGCCCGCAAUCAGUCCGCGCUCGCUACCCAAGUCUAGGGCCUACCACUCGAACAGCGUCUUGUUCCAGCCUCAAAGACUCCAGCCAAGUAUCAAGCAUGCAUACGGCAAUGCUCAAACUCGGAUAAGAGGCAUUGCGUCGGCUUCCACGGCCGAAGCUACAGCGACCACCGCGCGACAAACACCCAAAUCCGAAGGCUCCCGCCCCCUCCUGCGCGCAAAUAACCUCUUCCAUUCCUACACCAACUCCCCAUCUCCAGAGAUCAGGCGGCGCGCGGCAUUCAUAAAACAAAAUGCGUUCUGUCCUCAUCCGGACCACCGACAAACCCGCGUUCCGCAGUCCCCCCACGACUCCGAGGCCAGAAAGGCUUCGGAUGCCGCUAGUCAGGAGCCGGCCCACGCGAAAUUCGAAUGUCCUGACUGCGGGGUACCGGUAUACUGCUGUGAAGAGCAUUGGAUGGAUGACUUUGAGGCGCAUUUAGAAGUGUGUGAGACGCUUCGACAGAUCAACGAGGACGACCAUGAUCUGGUUUCGGGGCGGUUUUUUACGGAAUUUGACUAUCCGGGCCCGCAGGAAGAGGAGUGCGUGGUGAAUAUGACGAAUUGGGAUACGUUUUUGUAUACGAGGGAGUUUAAUGCUGUGAAUGACGAUAGGUGCAUGAGGCAGGUUACAAGAUUGUUGACGUAUCCUGUCACUAUUGCGAGUGUGUUGCAUGAGUUGAGUCCGUAUGAUUUGCGGGGGGACGGGAUGGUCACGGUAGAGGGAUUGAAGAGUUUCAGCGCCCUUCGAUAUACGCUCCAUCCACCAAAAGCCGGUGAGGGAAAGGACAUUGCCGGUCUACGGCUUCAUGCGCCACCAGUCCGAAUAUUCGUCCUAGGAGCCCGUGCUGAAUCCUCCCUCCCCCGGGAUAUCUGGCUCCAGCUCACAUACCUCUUCCCACGGGCAAGCAUCAACCUCAUCUUCAUCGGCCCAGAAAGUAUGGCGAACCGGGACGACGAAUUCCCACUCCCUGAGCGAACUCCAAACAACCCCUUUGGUGGCAUCGUCGAAGACCGUCUAGGUCCACAGCUCAAAAUCACAACAUACGUCGACUAUUUCCACACCAUGCACCGCGCAAACAUGUUCCAGCCGUACGACCCUUACUUUGACUGUUUCAUGCUCUUCCAUCCCGGAUUAGGCCACCCGGCAAGCUCUCACGAGUGGGAAGAGACGCUGCCCCAUCUCUUGGAGACCAAGGUGCCCAUUAUCUGCACGGGCUACACGGAAUGGGAUAUGCAGAGAGAUAUGAACUGGGUCAAGGAAAAGUGCGCUGGCGAAUUCGAUAUCCUGCUCAAGCCAGGCGAAAAUAGGUUCCGGAGUUUGAGAUGGGACCUAAACGACGCCGAUCCGCAUGAUGUCUCUGCUGGAAAUUGGGGAAUCUGGGGCUUUAGAGGAAAGAGGUACGAGGCCACCUUUAAGGGAUCCUAG